AUGCAUAAAUUUCUGUUUGGAAAUACAAGAGUCAAUAAUUCCAGUUAUUGUCCUUUUGGUUCCUAGAAAUGCCUUAAACCAGGAAUCAUUAAUAAGAUAAAAAAUAAGAUUUAAGAUUUAUUCAUACCAAGAAUCAACUCACAAAGUAUAAUCUAAAGGAUAUAACCUUUUGAAGAUUAAAAUAUAGAAUAAGAACUAUCUAAUUAAUUUAAAAAGAAUCUUGUUCUUGUAGAAAGAAUUAUACCAAAUAAUGAAGAUAAUAUGACUUUAAAACGCAAGUCCAUAUGUUCUUUUGAAUAAUACCUAAAAGAGGAAUUAGAUACUGCUAAAAAAUUGUCUAAAGAAACUUAAAAUGAUUUGAGUGGAAAAACAAAUCAUUGUUAGAUCAAAACAUCAAAUGCUAAAAAACAAAAGAAGUCUUAAAAAGAUCAUUCAAAAAUUUAUAAAGAUAGAAAAAUGGAAGGUAAUAUUUGUAAAUAAUAACAAUAGAAAAUCAGAAAUAGUUAGAGUUCAACCUAAAUAAACAAAAUUUUAAGUAAAACUAAGUUGAAAAAAAAGAAAAUUCCUCAGAAAAUUUAUCAAAUUGUUCUAAUAAAAGACUGAAACAAUUUGAUAUCAAUAAAGAGAAUAAUAUUUAAUUCAAAUAAUAGAAAGAUUAAAAAACAUCAAUAAAUAUAUUUGAGAAUUAAGAAAUUAUUCAAAAUGAAGAUAAUAAAAAUUAAAUGUCUGAUUUAUUACUAAAAAGAUUAAAAACAUCUUCAUCUUCUGUUCAUAGUCCAUCAAAUAAAGAAUUUGUUCAAGAUAAUAUAAAUAUGGAUAAAAAAUUAUCAAGUUCAACUGGUAUAAACACAAAAAUUGAGGCAAAUGAUACACUAUUAAGUUUAAAAAAUGGAGAUUUCUAAUAAGAAAUUUAGUAUAAUAUGCAAAAUUUAGAUAACAAUAUAAAACCUUAAAUUUAAAAAUAAAAUUCAGAAUAUGGGUUUCAAAAUAUAUAAAUAUCAAAUGAAUAUAAUAUAAAAGAUUGCCAUUAAGUAAUUUUUCCUUGUAUUAAAUUAGAAAUAACUAGAGUUUAAAUAAGACAAUAGUAUGGUUAUACAAAAAUAAGACUGUAUUAAUCAAAAUAAUACUGAAUAACAUGACAAUAAAAGGGAGAAUCAAUUAUUUUAAAAGUCUGAACAAUCUAAAUUAAUUUUUAGUUAAAUUGAAGGGAAUAAAGAUAUGAUGCUAAAGGUAAAACAAGACGUUGAAUUAAAAAAACAUAAUAAUUUGAUAUAAUAGGAUUUAGAACAAUUUGAAAAUGUAAAUCUAUCUAAUAUCUAAAUAAAAAAUUCAAAAUAAACAUAAUUGAUAUAAAACAAAAAGAAUGAAUAAAAAUUAGAUAAGUAAAAAGAGAAAAUCAAUUCUUAAGUUUAUUUAUAAGAAGAUUAAUUGUUGAAAAAAAAAAUAUCAUCUUAAAUUGAUAAAUAAGAUCAUUUAAAUGAAAAAGAAUAAUAAUUUAACAAUGUUUAAAAUGAGUAAAACAAAGAAAUAUCCAAAAAUAUACUUCAAACAAGCUUUUUAAAUAAUUAAAACAAGUAAAUUUUAGAAAAAAAUGAGAAAUCAAUAAAAGAAUAUAAUCCAUUUUUGAUACUAAGUCCUAAUAUCAGUUCUGAUCAAAUAAGUCUGUAUUUUUAAGGAACUUCAACAUAAAAUUAAAAUAAAGAAUAUUAAGCAUAAAAUUAAAAUCAACCAUUAAUAGAUUUAUUCAAAAUAUCAACAUAAUAAUCUUCAUCUUAAUAAAUAAUUAAUAAAACAUAGGAUAAAUAAAAUACUUAAAAUUUAUAGUCAAUAUUUAAUGUUAACAAUUUUGCAAAUUAAAAAAUAUUACCAUUCUCUACAAAUAAAUAAAUGGAAAUUAUUUAAUAGGUUCCAUAAAUUACUCCGAUUAUUUAACAUUAAUCAUAUAAUUUUGAGUCAGUCAAACUAAAUUAUUAGCAAUAGUCUACUUAAUAAAAUAAUCUAUUUUAAUAGUAAUAAUAAUAGUAAUAAUAGCAUUAUUAUUCAGAAUAAUUGAUGUAAUAGUCAAACUACUAAAUAUAAAAUCUUUUUUCUUAAUAACCAUAAACUUCAAAUGUAGUUUCAAGUUUAAAUUUAUUCUAAUCUAAUCCUUAUUAAUAAUAAUAAAAUGACUAAAUAAAUUAACCAUUUUAUUUUAAGAAUGAUGUCUUAUCACUUUUUUAGGAUACUAAAAAAUCAGAUAGAGGUGAUAAUUUAAGUUAUUUUUUAGAUAUAUUCUAGACUUAAACAUAUCAUUAGGCAACUUAGAGUUUGAAUAAUAGUUUUAACAAGGGUCGUAAGAAGUAGAGAAUUAAUAAUUUUUGA
This is a messenger RNA of Paramecium pentaurelia, 2361 nucleotides long. The record is from the annotation of a GenBank genome assembly. Lineage: Eukaryota; Ciliophora; Oligohymenophorea; Peniculida; Parameciidae.